UAAACACAUUACCAAUAAUGUGUCUUCUGAUAAUAUGAUUAUUGUAGUAUGUGAUAAUUGGCGUGGAUACAUUCCACAAGUGUCCGUUUUAGGUUUGAAGGUUAAAAACACCCUAGGCGGACCAUCGUAAUCUGUGAUUGUGUUAUCAUUCCUUGCUGAUUUGACAGGCGAGUCGAGUCUGGUGAUGACGAGGGGAAGAAGGGACUGAAUCGAGAAUCUGACUCUGCACAGCAGGGUAUUGGAGCAAAAGAAGAGUCACCUGUUGACAUGGAAACUAUAAUUCUUGACCCCGAAGCUGAGGUCAUAGAGAACAUUGAGAACUUAUCACACCUGGACAGUUUGUUUCUGGGGACAAACAAGAUCACAAAGUUACAGAAUCUCGAUGGACUCGCCAGCCUGACGGUCCUCAGUAUACAGGUACUGAGCCACCACCUUAAAACUGCUUUCAAAAGUCUAUUGAUGAUUCAGAAUCUGUUAUUUGAGACCUGCUCUGUGUGUGGAGCCACUUGUUCAGCGCUCAGCCUCAGGUCUGUGAUUAUUGCUCAAGUUCUCUCAUUGCAGAGUAACUGCAUCACCAGGAUAGAGGGUCUGCAGUGCUUGAUGAACCUGCGUGAGCUUUACCUCAGCCACAAUGGGAUUGAGGUCAUUGAGGGGCUGGAAAACAAUAAAAAGCUGACCACAUUGGAUAUUGCUGCAAAUAGAAUAAAGAAAAUUGAAAAUAUCAGUCAUCUAACAGAGCUUCAAGAAUUCUGGAUGAAUGACAACCAGAUAGAAAACUGGGGGGACCUGGACGAGCUGAAGAAUGCUCAUUCCCUGGAGACGGUGUACCUGGAAAGGAACCCACUACAGAAAGACCCCCAAUAUCGGCGCAAAAUCAUGCUAGCCCUACCCACUGUGCGACAGAUUGAUGCUACCUUCAUCCGUUUCUGACCUGCCAGGCCCCCUGUCCUUCUCUCUGAAGGACACUGAAUAUCCAGUGUCUGCACGUGCACCUGGUUUAUAUCCUGCGCUUGAGCCCGAACCAAGGCCUUUAAACACAAUGCACACCGACUAGUUCCUGGAAUGAGCUUACGAGUGUCUCUUACUUUGCUGUGUCUGCUUAUUUAUUAAAUUAUUAAUACAUUCUAACCAAACUCAGCGUAAGAAACAUGCCUGCCUAGCACUCUGCUGUUUGAUGAGGUUGGGUGUUUUCAUCCCAGCUUUCCAGAGAUUAGUGUCCACAGACAUAAAGGAAGGACUGGUCCCUGGGGAGCGGGGGCAGGGUCUGCCAUGAAGAACAUUUUUCAAUUAAAAUAGAUAAGUUACUUGAUACUGUUUCUAUUUUCUAUGGAAUUUGUUUUAAAAUAAGACUGCCUCAAGAUACAGUCUGGAUAUGGACAACUGAACAGACAUUUGAAAAAAAGAAAAUGUGCACUGAAAUAAUUCUCAGCAAUUGCUAGCCUGGAAAAGCGUGUACAUAUCCAGCAAACACAGUUUUAUUUAAAAUCACAACUCUUAGGAAACAAGCCACACAAAGCAGGAAUUGAAUGUAGUGAACAAACAUAUUGAAAGAAUACACAAGGAUGAACUCUAUGCAGUGUAAACACCUGUAGGGAAGGAAAGAUAACUACUAUAAGUUCUAUAUGUUUUGCAGCACAGCUGUCUUAUGUAUGCCCAUAUGAAACACCUUAUGGCAUUUUCAGUACAAUAAAAGACACUGAGACUAUAAUACUGAAUUAGCCUUAGGGUUAUCGAUCUGUAUAAUAGUGUUUAUAAUCCCACAUAAAAUGAUCAAUUUGAAACAGUUCUUACAGAGACUUGUUUCUAACAUGAUCAGCAAUCUAAGCAAAUUAUUGCCAAAUGUACAAUGGAUUGAGUUAUACAAUUUUUAAAAAGUCUGACCUGCUGAGUCUAGCUCUUUUUCAAUUAUUAAGUAUUGGAAGAAAUAUAGUGGAAACUAUAGCUCAUGGGUUUCCAACCCUGGUUCUGGAGAGCUACUGUGGCUGCUGGUUUUCAUUUCAAUCACUCAGUUAUUUAA
Messenger RNA from Polyodon spathula (Mississippi paddlefish), 2017 nucleotides. Its product is annotated as protein phosphatase 1 regulatory subunit 7-like. The transcript has 6 exons. Lineage: Eukaryota; Metazoa; Chordata; Actinopteri; Acipenseriformes; Polyodontidae. Bases 268 to 930 code for a protein of 220 amino acids. The record is from RefSeq and is a predicted model, not a curated record. Gene Ontology annotation, molecular function: protein binding.